Messenger RNA from Thelazia callipaeda (thelaziosis nematode), 1185 nucleotides. The record is from the annotation of a GenBank genome assembly. NCBI's taxonomy places the organism in Eukaryota, Metazoa, Nematoda, Chromadorea, Rhabditida, Thelaziidae.
AUGGCUGAAAUGGUCGCAAGAGAAUGUCCUCAUAAUGAGACUUUGCGACAGUUUUGGAAAGACAAGAUUAGAAAAAUCGUGCCAGAAAGAGAUUCGUGGGAAAAGUUCUAUGCAGAUAUUGGCAGCUGCGAUAUAUACAGGAAUGAAGAAAUUAUACAGAAUUUAUUGAACGAUCUCACAACCUUACCGAUAAGAGCAGUAUCUAUUAUGGACGGUGGCACGCAGGUGAAGCUCAUCCUGACUUAUGAAAACUACCAACAAGCAGUUUUUAAGCCCAUGAGGUUUGGUCGGGACUAUGAAUCUGAUCCGAAUCAUUUUUAUUUUAGUGAUUUUGAGCGGCACAAUGCAGAAAUCGCAACUUUCCAUAUGGAUAAGAUUCUCGGCUUUCGACGAGCUAUUCCAACAGUUGGUCGAGUAGUCAACUUAACGUCAGAUUUACGUGAUAAAGCAGAGAAACGUUUAGCAAGAACUUUUUUCGUUUCACCUGGCAUUAAAUGCGAUUAUUAUUGUGAUACAUCACAUGCGAUUUGUGGUACACCAGAUACCAGAGAAGGAUCCGUACAGGUAUUUUUACCUGAAGAAGUUAACGUUCCUAGACAACAUGAUGAAUCCCCUUAUCGAAGAACGUAUUCGAAAAAAAAUCAAAUAGCCGAUUGGCAAGAAAAUAUGGAUUACUGUCGUGAGAAAGUGAAAAGGAUGAAAAAAUAUGCCCAUGGACGCAUGUUAUUAGAUCUUAUUGAUUUUCAUGUGUUGGAUUACCUAAUCGGUAACCAAGAUCGGCAUCAUUAUGAGACAUUCACAGUGUUUACGAAUUCCCCCACAUAUGCAAUUCAUUUAGAUAAUGGAAGAGCGUUUGGCAGAUCCGAUCUUGAUGAUGAUGAUAUUCUUUUACCUCUACGACAGUGUUGCAUUUUAAGGCCGUCUACUUUCUUAACAUUGUUAAAAUACUAUCAAGAACCAGUUUCUCUGUCAAAAGCGUUGCAUCGGUCGAUGUCCAAAGAUCCAUUAGCGCCAAUCUUGGCAUAUAAACACUAUCCAGCAAUUGAAAGAAGAUUACAUAAAGUAAUGGUUUAUAUUGAUAAAUGCAUUCGAGAAAGUCCUGAUGGUCCAAAAAGCGUCAUCAUAUCUGAAUAUCAUAAUCAUGUUUGUUUGUUUCGAAUAAAAAGUCUCUUUUAUAUUGAAUAG